Molecule: messenger RNA, 906 nt
Organism: Emiliania huxleyi CCMP1516
Lineage: Eukaryota; Haptophyta; Isochrysidales; Noelaerhabdaceae
Exons: 1
Coding region: 1-906 (301 amino acids)
Biological process (GO): proteolysis
Molecular function (GO): serine-type peptidase activity
Source: RefSeq, a predicted model, not a curated record
AUGCUACCCGUUGCACUCGCCACCGUUGCCUUCACCGAUCACGCGCCCAUCCCGCUCUGGCCGGGUGUGCCGCCAGGCGAGCGCACUGGUGCGACAGGGCACGAGACGGAAGGGUGCGAGACUCCCGGCGUCCCAGUCGCAAGAUGUGUCGACCGAUCCAUCUCCAACGUGACAGUGCCCACCCUGACGCCGUACCUAGUCGCGGGCGCCACCUCGGCAGUCGUGAUCGCGCCGGGCGGAGCCUACAAGUUCCUCAGCUGGGACCGCGAAGGGACCGACAUCGCUGCGUGGCUCAACUCGGUCGGCGUCUCCGCCUUCCUGCUGCGCUACCGCGUGCCCGGCCGCGCGUGGCUUCCGUUUGGGUCGGCGCCGCUGAUGGACGCUCAGCGUGCAGUCGGCCUCGUGCGGGAGUGGGCCGCCGACGGGCGAGCGCCCGGCCUCAACGGGUCACGCGUGGGCGUCAUCGGCUUCUCCGCGGGCGCCCACCUCGCAGGACACCUUUCUGUCGCGUGGCGCAGCCGCAGCUACCCGCGCGUCGACGAGGCCGACGCUCGGCCCUGCCGCCCCGAUUUUGUCCUCAUGAUUUACCCGUGGGAGAGCGUCACCGAGCCGCCCGUCAGCGCCGGCCCCGACGCCGCCUCGGCGCUGAACGUCACCAGCCGCAACCCGCCAACCUUCCUGACGCAGACCGAGGACGACGCCGCUCAUGUCGAGAACAGCCUCUACUUCUACCUCGCGCUCAAGAAGGCCGGCGCCGCGCCGUCCGAGCUGCACGUCUACCCAGAGGGCGGCCACGGGUACGGCCGCUGCACGAAGCCGACCGUGCCAAAGGGGCUCGCGGUCUGCAGCUGGCCUCACCGCGCAGCGCGCUUCCUCCAGACGCUCGGGGUGUUGCCACUGUUGUGA